AUGACCGAACACUGGUGUACAGAUUACGAUCGUUUAUUUCUUUUUAAUGCAACCGAUGAAACAGUACCCAUUUUUAAGGGUGGCGAAACAGCAAAAAAUCCUCUUGGACAAAAUAAACCCAUUGUAUUUUUAAGAUUUAAACAAUUAACAGCAACAAAUCGUAUUGGGUUUUUAAAUCCUAUGGAAUGUAUUAAAGUAACCUUGGUAUGUAUGCCAAAAAUAAGAAACAAAAACUCUUACUUUAUAUACUAAAACUAUAUAUUUUUUUAGAAAAAUUUCAACAAUGUGGGUUUCCUACAUAAAAUAACCUACACACAAUACUUGAAAGCGUAUAAACUAAACGAUCCACGUGACAAAUUUCAAGUAUUCCAUAUAAGGUAAACGACUUUUUCACUUUGUUUAUACGUAUGUAUUACAUUCCGUAUAAGGUAAACGACUUUUUCACUUUGUUUAUACGUAUGGAUUACCACAGGACGAGCGGUAUGCUACGGGGUAUGUACACACCCGUGCUUAAAUUUGACCCGCCUAUUACAAUCAGACUAAAUGUUAAUUCGUUUAUUAAACUAAACACGAUGGUGCAUACAGAAGGAUGAAAAUACAUCUCGGUUGAAGACAAACUAAGAAUGUAUUUUCACAACAACACAAACACAACGUUGAAUAUUGUCCUUGUACACAAAUUGGAUGACAACGCGGGUGAAUUUUACCUGGCCAUGACAUUACAAAUAAAAGCGAUCGAUGAACCCAGAUGUAUCGUGACCUUUCAACCUGAAGAAUACAUAUGCAUUAAAACGGUAUCUACCCCCCAAAAAAUUUUACUCUCACACCCUCUCUUUCUAAAUUCAUUCUCUUUCUCUUUACAGAUAUACAACAAAGAAAAAAUAAAUGUAUCAAAAAUUGUUACGAAGAUCACGCGAGAAGAAUAUCAAAAUCGUAUGAACGAGCAAAAUCCUGAAGAAUUUUUUAAAGAUAUUGCAUAA
This is a messenger RNA of Paramuricea clavata, 977 nucleotides long. NCBI's taxonomy places the organism in Eukaryota, Metazoa, Cnidaria, Anthozoa, Malacalcyonacea, Plexauridae. The record is from the annotation of a GenBank genome assembly.